GCCUUGCUUCCGAUUUCCGCUGCGGCGCGCGCUCGGCUCUCAGCCGGUUCGGUAUCAUGGCGGCUACGGCCACGAUGGCGACCUCGGGUUCGGCGCGGAAGCGGCUGCUCAAAGAAGAAGACAUGACCAAAGUGGAAUUCGAGACUAGCGAGGAGGUGGACGUGACCCCCACGUUCGACACCAUGGGCCUGCGAGAGGACUUGCUGCGCGGCAUCUAUGCCUACGGUUUUGAAAAACCAUCAGCAAUCCAGCAGCGAGCUAUUAAGCAGAUAAUUAAAGGAAGAGAUGUCAUUGCGCAAUCCCAGUCUGGUACAGGCAAAACAGCCACCUUCAGUAUUUCUGUCCUCCAGUGUUUGGAUAUUCAGGUUCGUGAAACCCAAGCUUUGAUCUUGGCUCCAACAAGAGAGUUAGCUGUACAGAUCCAGAAGGGCCUGCUUGCUUUGGGUGACUACAUGAAUGUCCAGUGCCAUGCCUGCAUCGGGGGCACCAAUGUGGGGGAGGACAUCAGGAAAUUGGACUACGGACAGCACGUUGUCGCCGGCACACCUGGGCGUGUCUUUGAUAUGAUUCGUCGCAGGAGUUUGAGGACACGUGCUAUCAAGAUGUUGGUUUUGGAUGAGGCUGAUGAAAUGUUGAAUAAAGGCUUCAAAGAGCAGAUCUACGACGUGUACAGGUACCUGCCCCCAGCCACACAGGUGGUGCUCAUCAGCGCCACACUGCCCCAUGAGAUCCUCGAGAUGACCAACAAGUUCAUGACCGACCCCAUCCGCAUCUUGGUGAAACGUGAUGAACUGACUCUCGAAGGCAUCAAGCAGUUUUUUGUGGCUGUGGAACGGGAAGAGUGGAAGUUUGACACCCUGUGUGACCUCUACGACACGCUGACCAUCACACAGGCUGUCAUCUUCUGUAACACCAAGAGGAAGGUUGACUGGCUGACGGAGAAGAUGAGGGAAGCUAACUUUACAGUGUCGUCCAUGCAUGGGGACAUGCCCCAGAAGGAGCGAGAGUCCAUCAUGAAGGAGUUCCGGUCAGGUGCCAGCCGAGUGCUCAUUUCUACAGACGUCUGGGCCCGGGGGCUGGACGUGCCCCAGGUGUCCCUUAUCAUUAACUACGACCUGCCCAACAACAGAGAGCUGUACAUACACAGAAUUGGGCGAUCCGGUCGAUAUGGCCGAAAGGGUGUGGCCAUUAAUUUUGUAAAGAAUGAUGAUAUCCGCAUCCUCAGAGACAUUGAGCAGUACUACUCCACUCAGAUUGAUGAGAUGCCCAUGAACGUUGCUGAUCUGAUCUGAAAAAUCUGCUCACUGGAGCCUCUUCAUCUGUUUUGUAUCAGUUUGGAAAUAUUUAGAGGCGGUUUCUAUUUAACGGGGUUUGUGCGAACUCUAUUCUUAAACCACCUCUCUCCCCACCACCUCACCCCAGAACGAACUCUGGAGAUGGGGCUACCUUUUCUUACCCACGUGUAAAUAAUGCAUUGCUUUCUUUUUCAUUAAACAUUUAAAACUUU
This is a messenger RNA of Budorcas taxicolor (takin), 1507 nucleotides long. It is a transcript of the gene EIF4A3, whose product is annotated as eukaryotic translation initiation factor 4A3. The record is from RefSeq and is a predicted model, not a curated record. Bases 57 to 1292 code for a protein of 411 amino acids. The transcript is spliced from 12 exons. Gene Ontology annotation, molecular function: ATP binding; RNA helicase activity; mRNA binding. Gene Ontology annotation, cellular component: catalytic step 2 spliceosome; nucleolus. NCBI's taxonomy places the organism in Eukaryota, Metazoa, Chordata, Mammalia, Artiodactyla, Bovidae.